UUUGGGUAUUUCUGGUUCAUAACAGCUUCAUUGAUCGCCUGAGUGUUCACCAUGAGAAUCCAUAUCGUUCUGGCCUUCGUGCUUUGUCUUUUCAUCAUUAAAUCGUUGGCAGAUGCUAAACCCAAAAGUUCCGCGAAAAUGUCGAGCAUGGAAAUCGCCAAAAAAAUUACGAAUAUGGGGAGCAUAAAGUGUUUCGUGUCUUGGCUGUCCAGUCUGGUCAAGAAUUCUGGAAAAAUCCAUCUUGAUUUGGUUAUAUGUGGCAAAAAACAUGGCGACAAAGCGUUGCGAAUCCUGGCAGCCUUCGAAGAGCUUAUGGUAGUUGCGAAGCCCAUUGUUCUCAGCUGCAUGACCAUAAUUUUGGAUGCAUAUGUUGGUGGGAUAGCUUGUGUGAAAAAGGUAACCCUUAAGUCUUUCUCUUUGGUUUUUGCAUUGAAAAAGUUGCACAAUGAGAUGAACAGCGAACCAACAACUAAAACGGAAUGCCCGAGGGAGGCGUUGAAGGAAUAUUUCGGAGGUUCCAGUGCCUACGAUGUCAUCGAUGGUUGCAUAUAAGCGGAUAAUAAGAAAACUAUAACUAAACUAAUCCAUUGAAACAAAUCUGUUUAGAUGCAAUAAAUCGAAAUAAUGUGGCAAAUUCCUUAGCGUCCGUUCCAAACCAAAUCGAUUUAGUUGUUGCUGGUGUAUAAACUGUUACAUUGAUGGCUUAAAUGUCUAUUCACCAUGAAGAUCCCCAUCGUGCUGGUGCUGGCGUCCGUGCUCUGUUUUUUCACCACAAAAUCGUUGGCAGAUGAAGUACAAAUAAGUUCCGCGAACAUGUCAACCUCUGGCAUUGCCAGACAAAUUAUUAAUGCAAGCAGUUUGAAGUGUAUCUUGUGGUGGAUGUCCAGGCUGGCUAAGGAUUCAACAAAUCUCAAUUUUGCUUUGGUCCAUUGUGCCAAAGAAUAUGGCGAAAGAACUUUUCGAAUCCUGGAAAUCUUCAAAGAGCUUGUCGAAAUAUCCAAGCCAAUUGUUGCCACCUGUUCGGGCAUAAUCGUGGAUAUAGUUGUUGGUGGGUCAUCUUGUAUGAAAAAAGUUGAAACAAGUUCUAUCGGUUUGGUUACAAAAUUGAGAGCGAUGCACAAUGAGACCAACAGAAAACCAAAAACUCAAACGAGGUGCGCGAGGGACGCGUUUCAUAAUUAUUUCAGAGCUUCCAGUAUCUACCGUAUCCUCGACGGCUGCAUGAACCCGCAUAAAAGGAAAACUACUAAAAACACAACUAUUAAGAAGACAACUAAAAAGGAGACAACUAUUAAGGAGACAACUAAUAAGGAGACAACGAACGAGGAGACAACUAAUAAGGAGACAACUAAUAAGGAGACAACUAACGAGGAGACAACUAACAAGGAGACAACUAACGAGGAGACAACUAAUAAGGAGACAACUAAUAAGGAGACAACUAUUAAGGAGACAACAAACGAGGAGACAACUAAUAAGGAGACAACUAACGAGGAGACAACUAAUAAGGAGACAACUAAUAAGGAGACAACUAAUAAGGAGACAACUAACGAGGAGACAACUAACAAGGAGACAACUAACGAGGAGACAACUAACGAGGGGACAACUACUGAGCCCGCUGAAAUUUCCAAACCUCCGGAGUGAGUGACAAUCAUGGCAAGUGUUUGACUUAAAGAUUCCUUUAAAGGGAUAUAUAAAUCAUAUAUAAAUGUAAAAAGUCGAACUAAUAUAGCAAAUCAAUUUGCAUCCGUUCCAAAUAAAUCAAUUUGGUUAUGUCUGGUUCUUAAACUGUUUCGUUGAUGGCCUAAAUGUCUGUUCACCAUGAAGAUCCACAUCGGUCUGGUGCUGGCAUUCGUGCUCUGUUUUUUCACCCUUAAAUCGUUGGCAGAUGAAGAACGAAUAAGUUCCGCGAACAUGUCAACAUUUACAAUUGCCAGAAAAAUUACGAAUGUAAGCAGUUUGAAGUGUAUCUUGUGGUGGAUGUCCAGGCUGGUUAAGGAUUCAGGAAAUAUCACUCUUGAUUUGUACACCUGUGGCAAAACAUAUAGUGACAAAAUUAUUCGAAUAGUGAAAGCCUUCAGAGAGCUUGUAGAAUUAGUCGCGCCAAUUGUUAAGACCUGUUCGGGCAUAAUCGUGAAUGCAUUUGUUGGUGGUGUUUCUUGUGUCACAAAAGUUGCCUCAAACUCUUACUCUUUGAUUAAAGCACUGAGAAAGUUGCACAAUGAGAACAACAGCGGACCAAAAAUUGAAACCAAGUGCGCGAGGGAAGCGUUUCAGUUUUAUUCCGGAGCUCCCAGCGUUUACGUUAUCCUCGAUGGCUGCAUAUACAAUCCGAAUAAUAAGACAACUAAUACGGAGGCAACUAAUAAGGAGACAACUAACGAGGAGACAACUAACGAGGAAACAACUAACGAGGGGACAACUACUGAGCCCGCUGAAAUUUCCAAACCUCCCGAGUGAGUGAUAAUCAUAGCAAGUGUUUGACUUAAAGAUUCCUUUAAAGGGAUAUAUAAAUAAUAUAUAAAUGUAAUAAGUCGAACUAAUAUGGCAAAUCAAUUUUCAUCCGUUCCAAAUAAAUCAAUUUGGUUAUGUCUGGUUCUUAAACUGUUUCGUUGAUGGCCUAAAUGUCUGUUCACCAUGAAGAUCCACAUCGGUCUGGUGCUAGCAUUCGUGCUCUGUUUUUUCACCCUUAAAUCGUUGGCAGAUGAAGAACGAAUAAGUUCCGCGAACAUGUCAACAUUUACAAUUGCCAGAAAAAUUACGAAUGUAAGCAGUUUGAAGUGUAUCUUGUGGUGGAUGUCCAGACUGGUUAAGGAUUCAGGAAAUAUCACUCUUGAUUUGUACACCUGUGGCAAAACAUAUAGUGACAAAAUUAUUCGAAUAGUGAAAGCCUUAGAGAGCUUGUAGAAUUAGUCACGCCAAUUGUUAAGAUCUGUUCGGGCAUAAUCGUGAAUGCAUUUGUUGGUGGUGUUGCUUGUGUCACAAAAGUUACCUCGAACUCUUACUCUUUGAUUAAAGCACUGAGAAAGUUGCACAAUGAGAACAACAGCGGACCAAAAAUUGAAACCAAGUGCGCGAGGGAAGAGUUUCAGAUUUAUUCCGGAGCUCCCAGCGUUUACGAUAUCCUCGAUGGCUGCAUAUACAAUCCGAAUAAUAAGACAACUAAUACGGAGGAAACUAAUAAGGAGACAACUAACGAGGAGACAACUAACAAGGAUACAACUAACGAGGAGACAACUAACGAGGAGACAACUAACGAGGGGACAACUACUGAACCCGCUGAAAUUUCCAAACCUCCCGAGUGAGUGAUAAUCAUAGCAAGUGUUUGACUUAAAGAUUCCUUUAAAGGGAUAUAUAAAUAAUAUAUAAAUGUAAUAAGUCGAACUAAUAUGGCAAAUCAAUUUGCAUCCGUUCCAAAUAAAUCAAUUUGGUUAUGUCUGGUUCUUAAACUGCUUCGUUGAUGGCCUAAAUGUCUGUUCACCAUGAAGAUCCACAUCGGUCUGGUACUGGCGUUCGUGCUUUGUUUUUUCAUCACUAAAUCGUUGGCAGAUGAAGAACGAAUAAGUUCCGCGAAAAUGUCAACAUUUACCAUUGCCAGAAAAAUUACGAAUGUAAGCAGUUUGAAGUGUAUCUUGUGGUGGAUGGCCAGGCUGGUUAAGGAUUCAGGAAAAAUCACUUUUGCUUUGGUCACCUGUGCCGAAACAUAUGGUGAAAAAAUGUUUCGAAUACUGAAAGCCUUCAGAGAGCUUGUAGAAUUAGUCGCGCCAAUUGUUAAGACCUGUUCGGGCAUAAUCGUGGAUGCAAUUGUUGGUGGGACUUCUUGAAUGAAAAAAGUCAUCUCAAACUCUUUCUCUUUGGUUAAAUCACUGGAAAAGUUGCACAGUUUGAGCUACAGCGAACCAAUAAUUGGAACCAAGUGCGCGAGGGAUGCGUUUAAGAUUUAUUUCGGAGCUCCCAGCAUUUACGAACUCCUCGAUGGCUGCAUAUAUAAUCCGAAUAAUAAGACAACUAAUACGAAGGCAACUUCUAAGGCCCCUGAAAUUCCCGAAUAUUUCGUGUGGUAAUCAUAGCAAAUAUUUCUCUUAAAGAUUCCUUGAAAGGGAUAUACAUAUCAUAUGUAAAUGUAAUACGUCAAACUAAUGUGGCAAAUUAAUUUGCAUCCGUUCCAAAACAAAUCCAUUUCAGUAUUUCUGAUUCUUAAACUGUUUCAUUGAUGGCCUAAAUGUAUGUUCACCAUGAAGAUCCACCUUGUACUGGCCGUUGCGCUGGGUUGGCUCCCACUAUUAUAGUUGGUAGAGGGACAAGCAAUAGGUUCCGUGAUGAAUAUGAUGCCCAUUCCCAUCGCUUUAAGAUUGCUGGAUCCCAGGAAUCUACUGUGUUUCCAAUUUUUGCUGGCCAAGCUAGUCGUGAAAGCACCAACAUUGACCCUUCAGUUGUUCGCGUGUACCAAAGGAUAUGCGGCAAUGGCGAUGCAAGUCCUGGACUCCUUAUCGCCAUAGCCUCUCCCAUUGUUAGCGCCUGUGCGAACAUGGUCCUAAAUGAGCCGCUAUUGGUGGCGUCAAUUGUGUCAAGGAAGUUGGAACACGGACCUUUAAUCUGGUUCCAUUGAUGAAACGGUUCCAUGAUCAACUGAUCGGCAUGCCCCAAAACGCGACACAAUGCGAUAUGGAAUCGUUUAAAAAAAUGUUCGGCGUUUCUAAUGCUUAUU
Drosophila obscura is the source of this 4705-nucleotide messenger RNA. RefSeq lists its product as uncharacterized. The record is from RefSeq and is a predicted model, not a curated record. Gene Ontology annotation, molecular function: protein tyrosine phosphatase activity. The coding region runs from base 721 to 1641 and encodes 306 amino acids. Lineage: Eukaryota; Metazoa; Arthropoda; Insecta; Diptera; Drosophilidae. The transcript has 7 exons.